UUAUGAAAAGAUAACGUGGACCAUAGCAUAGAGUUAGAUUAGAGUGAUGAAAUGAAAAGAAGAGGAAUGAAUGGAUUGGUUUGGAGAAACUAGAACCACAAAAGAAGCUGAGAGACAAUGGCAGGGAUUGUGUUUUUGAACACCACUUUGUUGUGCUCACCACUACCAUGUCUGACUUCUUCUCAGCUUCAUCUUCCUCUCACUCGCCGCAUUCACUGCUCAACUUCUACUUCUACCUCAUACCCUGCUGCCACAGACAAACUUCCAAAUAGUAUUGAUUUUUCUGUAACUGGUGGUGCAUAUGAUUUCACAAAAGCAACAACAUCACUAACAAAUGAGUUAAUCACUUCAUCAAAGAAAGUCACUCUUUUAAGGCAUGGUCUUAGCACUUGGAAUGCAGAAAGUAGAAUUCAGGGAAGCUCAGAUUUGUCAGUACUAACUGAAGCUGGGGUGGAGCAAGCAGAGAGAUGCAAGAAAGCUUUGGAAAAUAUUCACUUUGACCAAUGUCUUGCCAGUCCAAUAUCUCGUGCCAAGCAAACUGCUGAAAUUAUAUGGCAAGGAAGGGAAAAACCAUUGGUUUACAUUGAUUCACUUAAAGAAAUAUCUCUCUAUCACCUUGAAGGAUUGAAAAAUGUGGAUGCUAAGCAAAUAUAUAAGGAGGAAUACAGAAUCUGGAGAGAAGAUCCAGCCAAUUUUGUCAUGAAUGGUAGAUAUCCUGUACAAGAUCUCUGGAUAGCUGCAAGAGAUUGUUGGAAGGAAAUUUUGUUGUCACCUGGAGAAAACUUUCUAGUUGUGACUCACAAAUCAAUAUUGAGGGCAUUAACUUGCACUGCUUUAGGCCUUGGCCCAGAGAGGUUUCGUUCCCUUGAUGUCAACAAUGGUGGGAUAUGUGUAUUCAACUUCAACACCAGAGGAGAAGCAAUGCUCGAGGCUUUAAACUUGACAGCUCACAUGUAUAGCGAUCAUGUAUAUCCUGCCUGAAAUCUCUUGGUUGCUGAAUGCAAGGAAGGAAGACAACUACAAUUAUUUUUUUCAUAGAAUGGAACAACACUAGUGAGUGCUUGAUGUUAACUCAUACAGAAGCUGAUGAAUUGCAGUAUAGUAUUUAGUUUGUGCUUACUAUGUAAAUUCCAAUGAUUAGUGUAUUGAGUCUAUUUAAUCACCUUAAUAUUUUUGAUAAAUAUUGUUUGAUGUCA
Messenger RNA from Medicago truncatula (barrel medic), 1196 nucleotides. RefSeq names its product probable 2-carboxy-D-arabinitol-1-phosphatase. The coding region runs from base 118 to 981 and encodes 287 amino acids. The transcript has 7 exons. The record is from RefSeq and is a predicted model, not a curated record. Gene Ontology annotation, molecular function: phosphatase activity. Lineage: Eukaryota; Viridiplantae; Streptophyta; Magnoliopsida; Fabales; Fabaceae.